UCCCCCCAUUCAGCCACUAGCUGUAAUGUUCCUGUGUGUUUACUACUGUAUUUAGGAUAAGGACACAGUCACGUAUAUGCUCUGAGUCUUCAACAGAAAGUCUUGGUUUUAGUCGUUUUUAAAGGCAUCUCGUAGAAAUCCACCAUGCCUAAAAGAAAGCAACAGGGUGCUGAGGGUGAUGCAAAGGAAGAACCUCAGAGAAGAUCUGCGAGGUUAUCUGCAAAACCCGCUCCCCCCAAGCCUGAACCGAAGGCAAAAAAGCCAGCUAAGAAAGACAAAGUGGUUAAAGACAAGAAAGAAGACAAAAAGAACAAAGGGAAGGCCAAGGAGUCUACAGAGCCAGAGGCCAACGAGGAGAACCACUCAGAAAAUGGAGAAGCCAAGAGCAACGCGGUCGAGGAGACUCCAGCUGAAAAUAAGGAGGAAGCAAAGUCUGAGUAGCACCACUGCCUCGCAUCAGCCGUGUCUCCCUGUUCAGUCCCCUUUUUUCCAUCUUUCAAAAGCGCUCUCAUUCAUGCUGUUGCCCCUCUCUUCAAGGCAUAUUGUUAACAGAGGAAUAUUUUUAUCAAUGAUUUUAUAAGUAUCAGUACAGAUUUUUAGCACAAACUAAAGCUGAAUGCGGCAUACCUUGCAGAUCUGCAGCAGUAAAUAUUAGUUUCUGCAAGAUGAACACUAAAUUUUUUUAAUGCCAUUUUGUGAGUGUUAAUAGCUUGGUCUCAUAAGAGCAUAAAUGCGUCUACAGGUUUGAAUGGUUACCCUAUUUUUUUUUUUUUUUUUUUCUAUCCCCCUUAUCCAAAGUAUUUUACCAUAUAACAAGUGAUAUUUUUUUUGCCCCCCACAUUCUCUACUUUUUUUUUUUUUUUUUUUAACCUUAUAUGUGCAGUAAGUCUACUUGCUUUUUGUCUCUUUUACUAGAUUUUUUUUUUUUUCCACGUCAGUGUAUUAUUGUUAGUAUGGAGGAAUACCAGAAAAAAACAUCUGAAAAACAUUCCAGGGCAGAGAUACAUGGCCUGUUCUUUUCACCCUACCCUGCAUUAGUUCAAAAACAAUAUUUUAUCAUGAGCAGCUAAUCCAAAACUAUGCUGUUAUAUGAAAUUUUCUAAACAAUGAUAAUUUUUUUAGUAUGAAAUUCGAAUCUUUACUGAAGUAUGCAGGUGUUCAUGUACCCUAGCUGACGUUCUGGAUGUCUCUUAAUAAAUGAAACCUUCGAAUUUUCCUCA
Clarias gariepinus (North African catfish) is the source of this 1220-nucleotide messenger RNA. It is a transcript of the gene hmgn6, whose product is annotated as high mobility group nucleosome binding domain 6. Gene Ontology annotation, biological process: chromatin organization. Gene Ontology annotation, molecular function: nucleosomal DNA binding. The transcript is spliced from 6 exons. Gene Ontology annotation, cellular component: nucleus; chromatin. NCBI's taxonomy places the organism in Eukaryota, Metazoa, Chordata, Actinopteri, Siluriformes, Clariidae. The record is from RefSeq and is a predicted model, not a curated record. The coding region runs from base 145 to 441 and encodes 98 amino acids.